Messenger RNA from Temnothorax curvispinosus, 1181 nucleotides. RefSeq names its product endocuticle structural glycoprotein SgAbd-5-like. The transcript has 3 exons. Gene Ontology annotation, cellular component: chitin-based extracellular matrix. NCBI's taxonomy places the organism in Eukaryota, Metazoa, Arthropoda, Insecta, Hymenoptera, Formicidae. Gene Ontology annotation, molecular function: structural constituent of chitin-based larval cuticle. The coding region runs from base 88 to 402 and encodes 104 amino acids. The record is from RefSeq and is a predicted model, not a curated record.
UCGGUAUCUACGUAUCGGUCGUCGUUUAAGGACGAAGGGCCGCGAAAGGAUCGUUCGCAGAUCGUUCGACCAAAAGAUCCUGGCGCGAUGAAGACGGUGUUCGUCAUCCUGGCGCUCGCAGCCGGCGUUCUCGCGGCGCCGCAAAAUCCGAACGACAUCACGAUCGUGAAGCAAGAGGAGUCGAAUAACAUAGGGGUAGGUGGGUACCGUUUCAGCUACGAGCAGAGCGACGGCCAGAAGAGGGAGGAGACGGCGGAACUGAAGAACGAGGGCACCGAAAACGAAAUAAUGAGCGUCGUCGGCAGCUUCAGCUUCAUUGGGCCGGAUGGACACACGUAUAGGGUCGAUUACACCGCGGAUGAGAACGGAUUCCAACCGAAGAUCAAUCUCGUCGCAAAGUAAACAGGCUCGAGGACUGAAGAUACAUCAUCUUAGGUCGUUGACGUACACGCUCGUGUAUUUACACACGAAUUAGAAUACUUCUAAUUGUAUGACACUGCGAGGCACGCGAUUCACUGAUAUGCGAACGGCAAUGGGCUGGCCUCGGUCGCUGAUUCGAUCGAGCUUUCCUGCGAUCGUUCUUUCCUGGCCGAUUCGUUUUCGCGAGUUCCGCGAUAUCUUGCGAUAUCGUGGUAUCUUGCGAAAGGAGAGGAUAUACAUGUACAUCAUUUCUUAAAAUCGACAACAAUCGCGCGAUCGCGUAAUUGGACUAAAUUUCCUAAGAUUUCGCAUCGUCUUCGCUCACUUAAAAUCAAGAAUGAUUCUUCAGACAAUAUCACGAGUGUAAUUAACAAAAUUAUUUCGUUCGAUACUUUUUCUCUUCGAUGCAUUCGCAUGGAGAGCAUCCCGCGAAUGUCGCGCAAUAUCGCGAUGAAUGGGUCAUGUAUUCGCGUCUCCUACGAGUGAAACGCGUGCUUACUCGCAAUAUGCCAAUAUGUAUCAUUCAGUUUCUCGAAACUGCCACUUUGAACGAACACUUUGAACGAGAGACGUCUUUCGUUUACAAUCUCUAUCUUCCACCAGCGAGGCGACGAUGCAGCACUCAUUGGAGCGCCGCGGUACCUGUUUCUCUCACCGGCGCAACCUCUUCUUUUUUUUUUUAAUACAUGUAUCUCAUUAUCUAUUUCUAUAUGUAUCUAUAACAAAGGACAAUUCGUGCAAAUAAACUUGUAUACAUAAAU